This is a messenger RNA of Phytophthora megakarya, 705 nucleotides long. Lineage: Eukaryota; Oomycota; Peronosporomycetes; Peronosporales; Peronosporaceae. The record is from the annotation of a GenBank genome assembly.
AUGGCCCAAUUCAAUUAUCACAAGGAACUGACGUCAAAGCUAAAGUCAGUCAAGUACCUCCACGUUUUGAGGGAAUUCAAUGCAGCCGCGGACUCACUAGCGACGGAAGCACUGGAAUCGAAGACAUCAAAAGUGGUAUUAGAUGAAAGCCGAAAACUCGAGUUGGCAGGACUCAAUCGCAUCCGAGAAGUGAUCUACGACUCCAGCCAAACCAGAAUUGAGGUAAAACCCGUUGCUGAAGACUCAAUUCGAAAUGCAAGUGACGUUGACCCAGCAGCGAUUCAAUCAGAGCGGCGACGGAGAAUUGCUAUCGCCCAAGACGAAGAGCUUAAAUGGCUCAAUCUGAAAACGGUUUUACGAGGAAACUCCGACAAGCUCAAAUAUAGAGCUGCCCGAGAUGCGUGGAAGAUCGCGGAACGAUUUCUCUUGACUGACGACAAUGUGUUGUAUUAUAUGAACUCGACUCCGCGGAAUCAACAAGCCAACCAAGAGGAAUUGAGAUUGCGACUGGUAGUCCCAACUACAAUGAUCCAAGAAGUUCUUCAAAACAACCAUGACUCAUUGGAAGGUGGACACCAAGGCGUAGUGAGGACAUAUCAACGAGUGAAGCAAGAUUAUUAUUGGUUUGGCAUCUACGCAGACGUUGCAAAACACGUGAAGUCGUGUCCGGAUUGUAGUUCAAGUAAGAGCAAACCACAGUUGUGA